AUGUUUAUUUAUAGCAAGUUAGAAAAGGAUAUUAAUGAAAUUAAGAAGGUCCUCAAGAGAUUAUCAAAAAGUGAUGUGAGUAAAGACAACGCAGUUUCUGAGUCACUAGGCCGAUCAACCAAGGUUAUAAAAGAAAAGCCCAAAAAUAGAAAUGAACUCCAGCCUAUGUCUAAACAAAAAUUAAUAAGUGAAAUUGAUGUGAUAAUCUCCGGGUUUGAUGAAUCCGAGGCUUCAAAUCUAGAAAAAACAUGGAUUUUACAAAAAAGAACAUUUGUUAGAAAUGUUCUUCCUAAACUUAUGAAGGCACUUAAAGUUCAGUUUGAAUACACCAACUCAGAAGCUAUUUUAGAUGAUACAGCAUACCAUUCUGAUGAAAUCUCAAAAAUGGAUGAAGAACUGUAUCAAGAAAAAAUAAAGCAAGGAAUCCGAGACAAAAAAGAAGACAAAAAACACUAUAUAGUUAAAGUGUUAGAUCUUCCAUGGCGAUCUAAUAAA
Dentiscutata erythropus is the source of this 495-nucleotide messenger RNA. The record is from the annotation of a GenBank genome assembly. NCBI's taxonomy places the organism in Eukaryota, Fungi, Glomeromycota, Glomeromycetes, Diversisporales, Gigasporaceae.